This is a messenger RNA of Arachis ipaensis, 1047 nucleotides long. Lineage: Eukaryota; Viridiplantae; Streptophyta; Magnoliopsida; Fabales; Fabaceae. The record is from RefSeq and is a predicted model, not a curated record.
AAAAAUAAUAUUUACUUGUCUCUUUAACAAUCUCUAUAGUCCUUGUUUUGCUUGUUCAAUAACCCCAAAAUAGCAUACAUAUAUCGCAUUUGACUAAGCCACUGGAUAUAUCAACUAACUAACCCUAAUCAUUAGCUUUUUUUUUGUUCCUUUUCCUCUCAUUUAUUCAAUUCCUUUUUUCAUUUAUAUAAUCAUUAUCUCAAGCUAAAACAUAGUUACAUUUAUCUACAUAUUUGGAAAUAGUUGGAAUAGAUAAUUGAUUGUAGCAGGUUUGUGAGGAAAGAAAAGAAAGAUGAAGGAUGCGGAUGUAUCAAAGCAGAUCCAGCAGAUGAUUAAGUUCAUCCGCCAAGAAGCCGAGGAAAAAGCUAACGAAAUUUCGGUUACAGCCGAGGAGGAAUUCAAUAUUGAGAAACUACAAUUACUUGAGGCUGAGAAGAAAAAGAUCAAACAGGAAUACGAGCGGAAAAGCAAACAAAUCGAUGUUCGUAGAAAGAUUGAAUACUCGAUGCAGUUGAAUGCAUCGCGUAUAAAAGUGCUUCAAGCACAAGAUGACACUGUGAAUGCAAUGAAGGAAGCUUCUAGAAAGGCUCUCUCACGUCUCGCUAAUGAUAAGAAAGUUUACAGGAAACUCCUCAGGGACUUGAUUCUACAGGGUUUAGUGAGGAUGAGGGAACCAUCGGUGAUAAUAAGAUGCAGAGAGAGUGAUAAGAAGUUAAUUGAGUCAUUGAUUGAGGAAUGCAAGAAAGAUUACAUGGAUAAAAUGCGACUCCAGCAACCACCUAAGAUCACCAUUGAUGAGCGUGUUUAUCUCCCACCACCACCUAAAAACGGCAACGGCGCCGAUUCUCUUGAACCUUUUUGCAAUGGAGGAGUAGUAAUGGCUUCGGAGGAUGGGAAGAUAGUGCUGGAGAACACCCUUGAUGCACGCUUGGAUGUUAUUUUUCGCCACAAAUUGCCCGAGAUUCGGAAACGCUUGUUAGGUUGAACAUACAAGAGAUUUCUAAUUUCUUUUCAUCAGCAAGUGGAAGAUCAACCACAUUGCCUCCU